AUGAGAAGUAGACCGAGGCCGUUCAGCGCAUGCCGUCCUUCUAGCGCUGCCCGCCCGCAGAGCGCGUGUGCUAAGUCUUACUUCAACAAGGUCACCAGGGUCCCAGAUAUGAGUUUCGAGCGAGUGCCAGGUAUUGAUCGUAUUUACUGCAUUCUUGUACCAUUAUUCCACCCCCUUCUCUUCUCAAUCUGUUAUCUCGCGUUUGUUAUGGGAUUGACGUCUGUGUCAGAUGAUGUUGUCUCGGAAGCGAGCACACGACGAAAGAGUCCGAGUGAGCAUGUAAGUUCUAUGCAUGAUGGAAAUAUGAUGCCAGAAGACAAGCACAAUCAGGGAGUCUUUGUCAGAAGGUUCUUAACGAAAGGAAUGCUCGUCGUUGGCAGCAAUUUCAACCAAAGAAGUCGGCUACUGUCUCAUUUCAGCGUUGCGAUGAACCAAAAACCCGAUGAGCCAGGAAGUUACAUGAGAAUGUAUUAUUCCGAUUACCUUGAAACUGAACCCGCAAAACUUGAGCUCGAAGAAGAGAAUGGAGCCUGCGACAUCGAGCUGCUCUCAGAAUGGCUCCUAUCAGCAAUCCCCAAGACCAGGGUCGAUGCGUAUCCCAUGCUCCUCUUGUUGAAGGACGUGUUCCGCCGGUUUGUCAAGAAGGAGUCAAGAAUUAUCUCGAAGCAGAUCGACGAGCUGCAACGGCAACUUGAACUCACCAGGAUUUCCCUCGCGAGGAAAGAGGAGGAAAACGAGUCUCUGAGAGAGAACUUGUCUAAGUCAGAAGGAGAAGUUGCAAGAUUGACUGGCAUCUCUAGCGAAUAUCAAAACCUCAAGACAAUCUUCGAGCAGAGCGAAAACUUGCGGAAACAAAGAGAAAAUGAGCUGAAGGAGCUGCAGGAGCAGAUGGCCAAGGAACAACAGGUCUUGAUGCAAAAGGCGGAGGACAAGCAGCGGGAGAUGAAGGCAUUCCAUGACGCCGACAUGAGGUCACAGGCAAACCGACAUGAUCAACAGAUGCACGAAGUGAUUGCCAGUGCUGAAUCAACAAGCAAAAGACUGAUGGAAGUUGAGCUCCUGAACAAGAACCUGCAGCUGGAGGUGGAGUCCUUGAAGAAGCAGUUGAAUCAAGCUCUGGCCAGUGAUCAUCCCAGCACGGUCACUGAAAGUGAUCCACUCCAAACUUGGCAAAGUCCUGACAGCUUGAAAGCAUUUCUGACGCAUGCAGAGAUAGUCGAUCAGCUCUAUUCUGUCUUCAUAGACAUGUCACAUGCUGGCGAACAAACACAGUCCACAGGCAAGUUCGACAGAGUGAAGCAGGUGGAUUGGGAGGUCGUUGCCCAACAAGCCCAAGGCAAGUUGGCGUCUGACUUCUGGUCCUCUCUUGCGCACAUGAUGGGAAAUCACAUCAAGAAGGUGCCCGGGACGAGCUUCGCUCACUUCUUGCAAGAGCUGGUGUCCCUGCUGGAGAAGAACAUGGAGCGGAUCACGGAGAUGGAAUCGAAGAUCGCAGAGUAUGAAGCCAACGAGGCGCAGAUGAGAGAGGAGAUUUCUCAAUUGAAGAAGAGGGAGGAAGAAUACCAGGAGCGUGCUAAAGCUGAGGAGACCCGGGCUGCGACCCCCGAGCCCGCUGCGGCGACUGAGAUGGUCAGGACUGAGUCCAUGAAGAGGAUGCCGACUGUGAAGGACAACUUACUUCAGAUGAGGCGUGCGAGCUUCAGGAUAGACAACAAGAUCUUCAGGGGAAAGAAGAUCACCGCUGCUCGCUUUGACCAGGUCAUACAGCUGUCUGCAGCCAUCUAUGAAGGCAAGGCGCUGGCUGACACCGUUGACGAUCGUGAACACAAUCAGAGGCAGAGCAUGCCCGAGUACAUCCGAGAGUUCCUGAUCAACAAGUUCGGCCUGCGGAGCAUCGCGCUCACCAACCUGCAGUCGCUGAUCCUGGGGGUCGAGAAGUUCUCGGAGGGGGAGAAUUUCAACCUCAGGGUCAAGACGUUCGGGCUGGUGUCGGGGAUUUUGUACCAUCCCUACUGGCACGAGGACCUCAGUGACUUUGUUGUCGGGGCUCUUGCCUUCCUCUUCAACCUCAACAGUAUCAAGGAGUCACUCGACAAUAUCAGGAACCAGAACCCCUGCAUAGACCCAACGGCAGCCAUGCAGGCGACCAUGAAGGCCUGGCUCAAGUACGGGUUCGGGCAGUUUCCAGAGAAGAUGGAGGAAGAGAUUGGCGAGACCAUCAAGAAGCACGAGGGAGACCUGCCGUUGCACGAGUGGAUGGCGAUGAUGACGCAGGUGUGGCUGCAGAAGUCGGAGGAGCACGACAGGUUCCUGAGGGGUAAGUUCGAGGAGCAUGACACCAACGGGGACAAUGUGCUCGACCUGCAGGAGUUUGAGAUGCUCGUCAUGGACGUCGGGGGAGGACAUGCUCAGGACCCGAACCGCUACCACGUCUCCAAGCUCUUCAUGCAGGCGCUACAGGAGAACAGCAAGCUGAAGGGAACUGACGACUCGGAGGACGCCAUGUGCCCAGAAGCCUUCGUCAAGGUGGCGAGAAGAGCCAGACUGGGGAUGUCUACCUCAAACUAG
This is a messenger RNA of Guillardia theta CCMP2712, 2568 nucleotides long. RefSeq lists its product as hypothetical. The transcript has a single exon. The record is from RefSeq and is a predicted model, not a curated record. NCBI's taxonomy places the organism in Eukaryota, Cryptophyceae, Pyrenomonadales, Geminigeraceae. Gene Ontology annotation, molecular function: calcium ion binding. Bases 1 to 2568 code for a protein of 855 amino acids.